This is a messenger RNA of Meloidogyne enterolobii, 489 nucleotides long. NCBI's taxonomy places the organism in Eukaryota, Metazoa, Nematoda, Chromadorea, Rhabditida, Meloidogynidae. The record is from the annotation of a GenBank genome assembly.
AUGAACAAAGAUGUAUUUAAUCAAUUUAUUAACCACAUAGAAUUUUCGAAAUUUUUUAAAUAUUUGAACAUCAAAAAAGAAAAGAAUCCGGAAAAUAUAAAAAAGAUAAAGGAAUUAAAUACUGUUAUGAAUAAGCUGAAAAAAUUACAAUUCGACACACUUUUGGAAUAUCUAGGAAUCUGUGAAGCUAUUCCAUCAGACCAUAUGGCAAAAGAAUAUUGUAUGGAUUUUAUAUCUAAAAUGGCAGGAUUACACGAAAUGCUUAGAGCAAAGCUUAAAAAUGUGACUAUGGCUAAGGACAAUAAUGAGGCUGAUCCAAAAUUGUCAGAUGUUGAAAAGGAGAAUUUUGAUAAAAUUAUUGAAAAUACAAAACCACCAAAACAAGAAAAUGCUAACUUUAUUCAUUAUAUUUAUAAUGCGCUUAGAAAUGCUUCGAUUGGUCAUGUGAACGAUUUUGAAAAUUUUUGGCAAAAGGAACAUAAGGAUUGA